AUGCUGGCCGCCGCCUGGCUGGGCAGGGGCUCCUGGGGGCUCCUUCGCGGCGCGGCGCCGAGGCGGCCGGGCGGCGGAGCGAGGCCUCUGGGCGGCCGGCCCGGCUCGGCGGCGGCGGGAAAUGAGGCGCGGCGCGGCGGGGGCGUCUCGUGCGUGCCCGCCUGCGCGGGGCUCCCGCGGCUGCUGCGCGCGCCCGCCGCCGCCUGGCGCCUCCUGAGCGGCGGGGCCGCCCCGCCCGAGCCCCGGCCGGAGCGCGGCGCGGCGGGGCCCUACGCCGAGCUGUAUGAAAACCCCUGGACCAUCCCAAAUAUCCUGUCCAUGGCAAGAAUGGGUCUGGCGCCAGUUUUGGGCUAUUUGAUUGUUGAAGAGAAUUUCAACGUUGCCCUCGGUGUGUUUGUCCUGGCUGGCGUGACAGACCUGUUGGACGGAUUUAUUGCACGGAACUGGGCUAAUCAGAAAUCAGCACUGGGAAGUGCUCUCGAUCCCCUGGCAGAUAAAAUCCUCAUCAGUGUGCUCUAUGUGAGCCUAACUUGUGCAAACCUUAUCCCAGUUCCCCUGACUUCCAUGAUCAUCCUGCGGGACGCGGCGCUCAUUGCCGCCGUCUUUUACGUGCGAUACAAAACUCUUUCUCCACCGAGAACCCUGAGUAGGUAUUUUAACCCCUGUUAUGCUACUGCACAACUAAAACCAACAUUUAUCAGCAAGAUGAACACAGCAGUUCAGCUGAUUUUGGUGGCGGCUUCUCUAGCAGCACCUGUUUUCAAUUAUGUGGACAGCGUAUAUCUGCAGACAUUAUGGUGCAUCACAGCUUUCACAACGGUGACAUCUGGCUACAGCUAUUACCACUAUGGCAGGAAAACUGUCCAGGUGAUCAAGAACAAGUGGAGUGGUCCAGGUGAUCAAAGGUGAAGUGUUCCUGGAAAGGCAGGAAGGUGCUGUGCCCCCAGAGGUGGUGGUAUUGCAGCUGAGUUUUGGAUCAAAGCACUCUUUGUUUAUCUGCUUAAACCAUGGCAUCACAAUGAAGUGAAAUUUGAACAUGUACUGUGUAUAUAUGUAGAGACAGACUUUUUGAUGUAUUUUUAAUUUCCUGAAAAAACGAGGUUGUUUACAAAACCAAAUAAAUAAUUAGUAAAAACACA
Molecule: messenger RNA, 1139 nt
Organism: Melospiza melodia melodia
Lineage: Eukaryota; Metazoa; Chordata; Aves; Passeriformes; Passerellidae
Gene: CRLS1
Product: cardiolipin synthase 1
Exons: 7
Coding region: 1-909 (302 amino acids)
Biological process (GO): cardiolipin biosynthetic process
Cellular component (GO): mitochondrion; membrane
Molecular function (GO): cardiolipin synthase (CMP-forming) activity
Source: RefSeq, a predicted model, not a curated record